Coccomyxa subellipsoidea C-169 is the source of this 1194-nucleotide messenger RNA. RefSeq lists its product as hypothetical. Bases 1 to 1194 code for a protein of 397 amino acids. The record is from RefSeq and is a predicted model, not a curated record. The transcript has 6 exons. Lineage: Eukaryota; Viridiplantae; Chlorophyta; Trebouxiophyceae; Coccomyxaceae.
AUGAAGGUGCCUCCCCAAUACAUCAACGAAACUCAGGGUCCGUACAACCCUGCUGCAGUCCGCGAUCCCAGCACGGGGAAGUGGCACGCCAUUAUGACACUGGACGAGAUCUGGUUUGGUAUAUCAAACUACACUCGUUUCGGGACGUAUCUGGAAGGGCGAAUGCGAUCGCAUCCUCUGGUCUUGGACAUGGGAAAUGGCACGCUGCCCUCAACUGAGGCCUCAACAGCAGUCCGCAUGCUGGACCUGGAUGCAAGCUAUCAGCAGCUGGCAAAUGCUGAGGGGGCCCAGGUGUACAAGGCUGCUGAUUGGAGGCCAUUUGUGUGGAAGGGGGAGAUGUAUCUGGGGCACUGGAUUGGAUACAUGCCUGGGAAAGAGCGCAUGGCCAUAUCCAAGCUGGACCUGCAAGGAGGGGCUGUGAGGCUGCUGCACCGUUUCAGCACGUUGGAUCCAAGCUUAGAAGCUGCAGUGGUGCCAGACCAGGGCACUACUCAAGUGGGAGCGUUCAAAAAGCUGCUCGCCUUGCUUGACAUCAGGCAGAACUGCCAAGAUGCAGGCUUCAGGAGGGAGAAAAACUGGGGAUUCUGGGAAGAGGACGGGAAGCUGCUCAUACUGUACGGGACCCUUCCUUGCACAGUGGUGUUGGAAUUCGACCCCGUGCAACCAUUCGAACCCAAACUUCGAUCUCGGACUUGCUACGUGCGCGAGACCAUUCCCAUUCUGCAGGCCACUGGUAGGUCCACAGCCACCCUCAACAAUGGCACAGGCCUGGACAUCGGGAGGGGCCAGGUGCACAUCAGCGGCAACCCAGUGCCCUGGGACAUCCAGCAUGGCGCCCAGCACCAGCAGCUGAUUGGCAUGUUGCACACAAAACAGGGGCAGUACAUAAACUGGGCUGUCCGCAUGGACCGAGACACCCACGCCAUCACUCACAUCUCAGCCGGGCCAAUCUUGAGCAACCAGGACUACAGGAAUGAGGGCUUCCUGAAGACGGCACUGGUGGUCAGUUCCUUCCACGUUCUACCAAAGGAGGGCAGCAGUGAUGCGGAGGCGUCCUUUGUGCGCAUCUUCUACGGGGAGGGGGAUCGGUACGGGUGCUGGCUGGACAUUGACACAGACACCAUUGUGUGGCACGAGCUUAGGCCUGCCAGGAGCAUGAAAAGGCGACCUUCCAUGCGAGUAGCACCAUUUUGA